AUGGUUCCAGGAUAUUCAAUUAGAAGAGUAGAGAAGCAAGACUACGAAGGUGUCCUACAGGCGUUGAAUGCCUUGACUACCGUUGGCUCAGUGUCAAAAGCACAAUUCGAAGAAACAGUGAAUCAUUGGAACAAUGUGAAAGUAUCAUCAGGACCAGAUCUUCUACAGUACCAUCCUUAUGUAAUUCUUCAUGGUGAGGAAGUUGCCGCUACAGGUAUGAUGUUCAUAGAACGUAAACUAAUUCAUGAAUGUGGAUUAGUGGGACAUAUUGAAGAUAUUGCGGUUUCACCACACCAUCAGGGAAAGCAAUUGGGACGUGCUCUUAUUGACCAUUUGACAGACCUGGGAUUAAAACACUGCUAUAAAGUCAUAUUGGAUUGUGACGACAGUAACGUUAAAUUCUACGAGAAGUGUGGCUAUUCAAGAGCUGGCGUUGAGAUGCAACAUCGAUAG
Molecule: messenger RNA, 453 nt
Organism: Zygosaccharomyces rouxii
Lineage: Eukaryota; Fungi; Ascomycota; Saccharomycetes; Saccharomycetales; Saccharomycetaceae
Gene: GNA1
Product: glucosamine 6-phosphate N-acetyltransferase
Exons: 1
Coding region: 1-453 (150 amino acids)
Biological process (GO): UDP-N-acetylglucosamine biosynthetic process
Cellular component (GO): Golgi apparatus; endoplasmic reticulum; endoplasmic reticulum-Golgi intermediate compartment
Molecular function (GO): glucosamine 6-phosphate N-acetyltransferase activity; monosaccharide binding
Source: RefSeq, a predicted model, not a curated record